Prunus avium (sweet cherry) is the source of this 786-nucleotide messenger RNA. RefSeq lists its product as uncharacterized. The record is from RefSeq and is a predicted model, not a curated record. Lineage: Eukaryota; Viridiplantae; Streptophyta; Magnoliopsida; Rosales; Rosaceae.
CAAUAUUGACCAAGUACACUUCAAAACUCACUAAUCUCUCACAUAUCCUCUGAUUCUCAUUCCCGGAAUAAACCAUAAGAACAAGCCUUCAUUCAUUGGGCACCCAUUUUGACUUCCCACCCAAAUUCUUCUCCUCCUCCUAUAUAUACCCUCUCCCACUUCUUCUCUUCACACACUUCUCUCAAUCAAAACUCAAAAAACACAGAACUAGUAUAAAUCAAUCGAAAAUGGAGAUUUUUCCGACUACGCACUACGACAACUUGAAGAGGUAUUGGAGGAGGAGAAGGUACCAAAGGCUGAAUGGUGACACCAAGAAGAAGAUGAGAGUCACAAGGCUUGGCGGAGCCAAUGGCACCAAAACUACCAGACGGGUUUGGAAGCUCAGAAGCGCCAUCCCAAAGCUCAGACUGAUGAAGUUUCUCUCCCCAGUUAAGCUCUUGGCAAAGUUCCACGAUGCUUACGUUGACAUGAUGUAUCGGAUUGCCGGCAACGCUGCGAGUGUCGGAAGGGUUUCGGGGAAGAAGGUUGCGAAAGCUCAAGACCAGAUUUCAAUGGCUUCUUGUGGGGAGGAAGUUGAUGGUAGAUUGGUUUUGGAGAUUUACAAGAGAUUGGCUGCUUCUCGCCAAUUAUUAAUUGAGAACUGAAGCACAAGCAACUUCAAAUAAUUGUGUGACAAUAUAUAUGCAGUUUCAAUUUCAGUGUUAGCUACAAAGUUUGGAAUUGUAAAAAUUUUGUACUCAUGUGAUAUAUAUUUUCAAGUACUUUAAGUGAUUGAAAUUUUUGGUA